UUAUUGUUAUAGUUUAACGCAAUAAUGAAAUUAAAUUUAUUUUUAUUAUUAACAAUUACAUUAUUAUUUUAUAACGCAAAUGCCCAAACGCAAGCACUGAUAAAUGGAAAUACAAAAUUUACUACGGACGUUUAUAAGAGCCUCAUAAGUACGGAAAAAGGAAACUUCCUUGUAAGCCCUUUUUCUGCUCAAGUGGUGCUAGCUUUAGCAAGUGAAGGUUGUAUUGGCGAAUCAUUUGAUCAGCUAACAAAGGGUGUUGGUAUACCAACAAAUUCAAACAUACGACAUCAGGCGUAUCAACAACUGUUACAAUCAUUUAAUCAGGAUUCUGAAUUGUUAAAACUCCUUUCUGCCAAUAAAAUAUAUGUGCAAAAUAAUUUUACAAUUAAGCAAGCUUUUCAAAAUAUUGCUCGCCAAGUUUACUACUCUGACAUUAAAAAUAUUAACUUCGCAGAAAAUGUAAAUGCAGCUGAAGUUAUAAAUCAGUGGGUUGAAGAGCAUACCAAUAACAAAAUACAAAAUCUGAUAAGUUCAGACAGUCUUAGCGCCCUUACUAGGGUUGUACUUAUUAACGCUCUUUACUUUCUUGGAAACUGGACUCAAAAAUUUGAAGUAAAAAAAACCGCAAUUGGUGAUUUUACUACGAUAUCAGGGAGUAACGUGUCUGUCUCUUUUAUGACAAACGAUGGGAAUUAUAACUACAAAGAAACCAAGAUAGCUCAAUUCAUAGAACUACCAUAUCAGCACGAUGGGAAUCAAAGUGUUUCAAUGAUAAUUGUUUUACCCAAGCAAGGGAAAUCGGGAUGUAUGAACGUACAAUCUAUUUUUAGAAGGCCUACAUUUACUCAAAAUCGGGUCAGGGUAAUUUUGCCCAAAUUUUCUAUACAAACUUCAAUUGAAUUUACACCAAUACUACAAUCUUUGGGUGUAACGGAUAUAUUUAACAAAGAAACUGCAGAUCUUAGUGGUAUGGCUGGUAACAAAGGUCAAUUGAUAGUUUCAAAAGUUGUUCAAAAAACCUUUAUAAAUGUAACUGAAAGUGGGACUGAAGCUGCCGCUGCCACCGGAGUCAUUGUUGGAACAACUUCUGUACAACUUCCUCCUCCUAUUACAUUUGAUGCCUCUAGACCAUUUAUGUAUUAUAUACAGUACAAUAGUAUUAUUUUGUUUUCUGGUAGAGUUUCUGACCCUUCAAAAUAAAUUCGUUUGAUACAAAUAAAGUUAAAAUUAUAUUAGUGUUUAUAUAAUAUGGAGUAUAUUUAAAUACACUGAACAAUAUAUACAAAAUUGUAUUUCCUUUAGACCUAAUGCACAGGCCAAAGUAUACCUACAUAAUAUGUAAAACAUAAUAUAUUCUAUGAAAAGAUUACGUUAUUUUACAUAAUUAGUAGAAUAAUAUAAAUUUAAGUUACAAAAUAAUAUAAAC
Brassicogethes aeneus is the source of this 1426-nucleotide messenger RNA. NCBI's taxonomy places the organism in Eukaryota, Metazoa, Arthropoda, Insecta, Coleoptera, Nitidulidae. The record is from the annotation of a GenBank genome assembly.